This is a messenger RNA of Sinocyclocheilus anshuiensis, 4953 nucleotides long. RefSeq names its product myosin heavy chain, fast skeletal muscle-like. Gene Ontology annotation, molecular function: ATP binding; microfilament motor activity; actin filament binding. Lineage: Eukaryota; Metazoa; Chordata; Actinopteri; Cypriniformes; Cyprinidae. Gene Ontology annotation, cellular component: myosin filament; cytoplasm; myosin II complex. Bases 1 to 4953 code for a protein of 1650 amino acids. The transcript has 33 exons. The record is from RefSeq and is a predicted model, not a curated record.
AUGAGUACGGACGCGGAGAUGGCCAUUUAUGGCAAGGCUGCCAUUUUCCUUCGUAAGCCUGAGAAGGAGAGAAUCGAGGCUCAGAACAAACAACUCGAUGCUAAGAGUGCCUGCUAUGUGGUUGAUACUAAAGAGCUGUAUGUCAAGGGAACAAUCAAGAGCAAAGACGGUGGCAAAGUCACUGUUACUGUGAAUGACACUAAGGAGGAGAAAGUUGUUAAAGAGGAUGAAGUCCACCCAAUGAAUCCUCCCAAGUUUGACAAGAUUGAGGACAUGGCCAUGAUGACCCAUCUCAAUGAACCCUCUGUGCUGUAUAACCUCAAAGAGCGUUAUGCCGCAUGGAUGAUCUACACCUACUCUGGACUGUUCUGCGCUACUGUGAACCCCUACAAGUGGCUCCCAGUGUAUGAUGCAGAAGUGGUGGCUGCCUACAGAGGCAAAAAGCGUAUGGAGGCCCCACCUCACAUCUUCUCUGUCUCUGACAACGCCUAUCAAUUCAUGCUGACUGAUAGAGAAAACCAGUCUGUCCUGAUUACAUAUGAGGAGCAGGCUGAGCCUGAUGGCACAGAGGAGGCUGACAAAAUCGCCUACCUUCUGGGUUUGAACUCUGCUGAUAUGCUGAAGGCUUUGUGCUACCCCAGAGUCAAGGUCGGAAAUGAGUUUGUGACCAAAGGCCAGACCGUGCCACAGGUGUACAACUCUGUAAGCGCCUUGUCCAGAUCUAUCUAUGAGAGGAUGUUCUUGUGGAUGGUCAUUCGUAUCAACCAGAUGUUGGACACAAAACAACAAAGAAAUUUCUUCAUUGGUGUGCUGGAUAUUGCUGGCUUUGAGAUCUUUGAUUUCAACAGCAUGGAGCAGCUGUGCAUCAACUUCACUAAUGAGAAACUGCAACAGUUUUUCAACCACCACAUGUUUGUGUUGGAACAAGAGGAGUACAAGACGGAGGGCAUUGUUUGGGAGUUCAUUGACUUCGGCAUGGACUUGGCUGCUUGCAUUGAGCUCAUUGAGAAGCCCAUGGGUAUCUUCUCCAUCCUUGAAGAGGAGUGCAUGUUCCCCAAGGCUACAGACACUUCCUUCAAGAACAAGCUGUAUGAUCAGCAUCUUGGCAAGUGCAAUGCUUUCCAGAAACCAAAGCCUGCCAAAGGCAAGGCUGAGGCCCACUUCUCGCUGGUCCAUUAUGCUGGAACUGUGGACUACAACAAUUCUGGCUGGUUGGACAAGAACAAGGAUCCACUGAAUGAGUCUGUUUUGCAGCUUUACCAGAAGUCUUCUGUCAAACUACUGGCUACAAUCUACCCACCUGUUGUUGAAGAGACCGGUGGCAAGAAGGGAGGCAAGAAGAAGGGUGGUUCCAUGCAGACUGUGUCCUCCCAGUUCAGGGAGAACUUGGGCAAGCUCAUGACCAACUUGAGGAGCACUCACCCUCACUUUGUGCGUUGUCUUAUUCCCAAUGAGUCCAAGACUCCAGGUCUGAUGGAGAACUUCCUGGUUAUCCACCAGCUGAGGUGUAAUGGUGUGCUGGAGGGCAUCAGAAUCUGCAGAAAGGGCUUCCCCAGCAGAAUUCUCUAUGCUGACUUCAAGCAGAGAUACAAGGUUCUGAAUGCCAGUGUAAUCCCAGAGGGGCAGUUUAUUGACAACAAGAAGGCCUGUGAGAAACUCCUAGGAUCCAUCGAUGUUGAUCAUGACCAGUACAGAUUUGGACACACAAAGGUGUUCUUCAAAGCUGGUCUUCUGGGUACUCUUGAGGAGAUGCGUGAUGAGAAACUGGCUGCUCUGGUCACAAUGACUCAGGCUCUUUGCCGUGGUUACGUGAUGAGGAGGGAGUUUGUGAAGAUGAUGGAGAGGAGGGAGUCCAUUUACACCAUCCAAUACAACAUUCGCUCAUUCAUGAAUGUCAAACACUGGCCAUGGAUGAAAGUUUAUUACAAGAUUAAGCCUCUGCUGAAGAGUGCUGAGACUGAGAAGGAGCUGGCAACCAUGAAAGAGGACUUUGCAAAAUGCAAAGAAGAUCUUGCCAAGGCUGAAGCCAAAAAGAAGGAGCUUGAAGAGAAGAUGGUGGCACUGCUGCAAGAGAAAAAUUAUCUGCAGCUGCAAGUGGCUUCUGAAGCUGAGAAUCUCUCAGAUGCUGAGGAGAGGUGUGAGGGUCUGAUUAAAAGCAAAAUCCAGCUUGAAGCUAAACUCAAAGAGACAACUGAGAGACUGGAGGAUGAAGAAGAAAUCAAUGCUGAACUGACAGCCAAGAAGAGAAAACUGGAGGAUGAGUGCUCUGAGCUGAAGAAAGACAUUGAUGACCUGGAGCUCACUUUGGCUAAAGUGGAAAAGGAGAAACACGCCACUGAGAAUAAGGUCAAGAACUUGACUGAGGAAAUGGCAGCUCAGGAUGAGAGCCUUGCCAAACUUACAAAGGAGAAGAAAGCUCUCCAAGAGGCACAUCAGCAGACCCUGGAUGAUCUUCAGGCAGAGGAGGACAAAGUCAACACCCUGACCAAAUCCAAGACAAAACUUGAGCAGCAAGUUGAUGAUCUUGAGGGUUCCCUUGAACAAGAGAAGAAGCUCCGCAUGGAUCUUGAGAGAGCCAAGAGAAAGCUUGAAGGAGACCUGAAAUUAGCACAAGAGUCCAUCAUGGACCUGGAGAAUGACAAACAGCAAACUGAGGAGAAAAUUAAAAAGAAAGACUUUGAAACAAGCCAGCUGCUCAGCAAGAUUGAAGGUGAACAAUCUCUGGGUGCUCAACUCCAGAAGAAGAUCAAGGAGCUUCAGGCUCGCAUUGAGGAACUGGAGGAAGAGAUUGAGGCUGAGCGUGCUGCUCGUGCCAAGGUUGAGAAGCAGAGAGCUGAUCUCUCCAGGGAACUUGAGGAGAUCAGUGAGAGGCUUGAGGAGGCUGGAGGAGCCACUGCUGCUCAGAUCGAAAUGAAUAAGAAGCGUGAAGCUGAAUUCCAGAAGCUCCGUCGUGAGUCCACCCUCCAGCAUGAAGCUACUGCUGCAGCCCUCCGUAAGAAGCAGGCAGACAGUGUGGCCGAGCUGGGAGAGCAAAUCGACAACCUCCAGCGCGUCAAGCAGAAGCUUGAGAAAGAGAAGAGUGAAUACAAAAUGGAGAUUGAUGAUCUCUCUAGCAACAUGGAGGCUGUUGCCAAAGCAAAGGCCAAUCUUGAGAAGAUGUGCCGCACCCUCGAGGACCAACUUAGCGAAAUUAAGUCCAAGAAUGAUGAGAACAUUCGCCAGAUAAAUGACCUCAGUGCUCAAAGAGCAAGACUUCAAACUGAAAAUGGUGAGUUUGGCCGUCAGCUGGAGGACUUGAAGAGUCCAAGUACGAAGAUUACGAAGAAGCUGACUCAGCGUCUGCAAGAGGCAGAGGAACAAAUUGAGGCUGUGAACUCCAAAUGUGCAUCUCUGGAGAAGACCAAACAGAGACUCCAGGGUGAGGUGGAGGACCUCAUGAUUGAUGUGGAGAGAGCCAAUGCUUUGGCUGCCAACCCUGACAAGAAGCAGAGGAAUUUUGACAAGGUCCUGGCAGAAGGGAAGCAGAAAUAUGAGGAAGGUCAGGCAGAGCUGGAAGGUGCCCAGAAAGAGGCUCGUUCACUCAGCACUGAGCUGUUCAAGAUGAAGAACUCCUAUGAGGAGACUCUGGGUCAGCUGGAGACCCUCAAGAGAGAGAACAAGAAUCUGCAGCAGGAGAUUUCAGAUCUGACAGAGCAGUUAGGUGAGACUGGUAAGAGCAUCCAUGAGCUGGAAAAGGCCAAGAAGGCAUUGGAGACUGAGAAGGCAGAGAUGCAGACCGCACUGGAGGAGGCUGAAGGCACUCUGGAGCAUGAAGAGUCCAAAAUUCUCCGUGUCCAGCUUGAGCUAAAUCAGGUCAAAGGUGAGAUUGACAGGAAGCUUGCAGAGAAGGAUGAGGAGAUGGAGCAGAUCAAGAGGAACAGCCAGAGAGUCACUGAAUCCAUGCAGAGCACUCUGGACUCUGAGGUCAGGAGCAGGAACGAUGCCCUGAGAAUCAAGAAGAAGAUGGAGGGAGACCUUAAUGAGAUGGAGAUUCAGCUGAGCCACGCCAAUCGCCAGGCUGCUGAGGCCCAGAAACAGCUCAGGAACGUUCAGGGACAACUCAAGGACGCCCAACUGCACCUUGAUGAUGCUCUGAGAGGACAGGAAGACAUGAAGGAGCAGGUGACCAUGGUGGAGCGCAGAAACACUCUGAUGCAAGCUGAGAUUGAGGAGCUGAGAGCUGCUCUGGAGCAGACAGAGAGAGGCCGCAAAGUGGCUGAACAAGAGCUGGUGGACGCCAGUGAGCGUGUCGGGCUGCUGCACUCUCAGAACACAAGUCUCCUGAACACCAAGAAGAAGCUAGAGGCUGACCUUGUUCAGAUCCAGAGGGAAGUUGAAGACACUGUACAGGAAGCCAGAAAUGCAGAGGAGAAGGCCAAGAAGGCCAUCACUGAUGCUGCAAUGAUGGCAGAAGAGCUGAAGAAGGAGCAGGACACCAGUGCUCACCUUGAGAGGAUGAAGAAGAAUCUGGAGGUCACAGUGAAGGACCUGCAGCACCGUCUGGAUGAGGCUGAGAGUCUGGCCAUGAAGGGAGGAAAGAAACAACUCCAGAAACUGGAGAGUAGGGUCCGUGAGCUUGAGGCUGAAAUUGAAGCAGAACAGAGACGUGGAACUGAUGCUGUUAAGGGUGUCCGUAAAUAUGAGAGGAGAGUGAAAGAGCUGUCUUAUCAGACUGAAGAGGAUAAGAAGAACAUCAACAGACUUCAGGAUCUGGUUGAUAAGCUGCAGCUGAAGGUCAAAACCUACAAAAGGCAGGCUGAGGAGGCGGAGGAGCAAGCCAACGGUCAUCUGUCCAAGUUGAGGAAGGUGCAGCAUGAGCUGGAGGAGGCUGAGGAGCGUGCUGACAUUGCUGAGUCUCAAGUCAACAAGCUCAGAGUCAAGAGCCGUGAUGCUGGAAAGGCCAAAGAAGAGUGA